Adineta steineri is the source of this 1152-nucleotide messenger RNA. The record is from the annotation of a GenBank genome assembly. Lineage: Eukaryota; Metazoa; Rotifera; Eurotatoria; Adinetida; Adinetidae.
AUGAAAUUCUUAUUUGUUCUUUGUAUCUUCGUGGUAUUCUUCGUUGAGUUUGCAACCAGUACUCGUUGCAUUUGUAAAUGUUGUACAUCUAGUGGCUGUAGCGCUUCAACUUAUAGUGGCUCAACAACUCAUUCAUUCGAUUUAAGCAUUGUCUGCAGUGCUGUAACAUGUAAUCAAGCAUCAUGUUCAACAAAUUUUCUUGGUGCUUGUCCAAUAAUCGGUGCUGCUGGUGAUGUUGAUUCAACAUGUGGUGCAACAAGAUUAGCUAAGUACACUUUCAUGUAUCCAGUACCUUCUCGGAAAAAUCCGUUACGAAAUCGAACGUUUCGUAUCGACCAAGAAUUAUAUACAUUACUUGGUCCAAAAGGUAGUGGAAAAUUUGGAUCUGUUUGGGAAGCUGUUACACCAAAUGGUGAAUAUGCUGCUGUUAAAAUAUAUGAUUUUCAUCGUCGCGGACGUAAUAUAAAUUCAGCUCAAAUUGGACAAUCGUUUGAAGCUGAAGUUCGAAUGGCAUAUGCAAUGCGUCAUGAAACAAAUUUUGCUGUAACUAUGUAUGGUUUUGAUUUUGAUCCAGAACAACGUUUAGGUUUCAUGGCUAUGGAAUUGGGUGAUGAUUCAUUAAAAGAUAGAGCUCAAUAUCUUCAUCAAAUACGUGUCGAUUCAGGAAAACCUGGUUAUGAUUAUAUUUCAUCGACUGAUCGAAAGUAUAUAUGGGUUCAAUUAGUCGAAAUUAUUCUUGCACUUCAUCGACAUCGUAUCAUUCAUCGUGAUAUGAAACCAUCUAAUUUAGUAUUUUUUGGUCCAACUAUGAAAAUUGUAGAUUUUGGUUUAGCACAAAAAGAAUUUCAAGCACAUCCUAGACAUCAAAGAUUGAUCGGUGCUAUUUCCUAUAGUGCACCAGAAUGUUUAACAGGUGAAGCUCCUAUCACAACAAAAGCUGAUAUAUGGUCAGUAGGUGCUAUUCUAUAUUUUUUAACUUAUGGAGUUAAACCUCCGUACUGGACUGCACAACCACCAUCUGGUAUUCCACCAACUCGUUCUACACUUGUACAAGAUGUAAUUCAUCGUUGUCUUCAACGGAAUUUAUAUCGAAGAGCGGAUCAAAGUUGGCUUGCUCAACAUCCUUUGACGAGUGAUAGUACAACUGUUUAG